AUGGCAUACAACAAAGCGUUCAAUCCCGAUGCCUUGCCUGCUCACGCAGAGCCCGAGCAGGCUGCGCAAGCCCUCAGUCAACUUGAAGCAAAUCGUAAACCACUCCGUCAAAGCCCAAAUCAAGCUCCUUUGAAUCCAAUCUCUCAGCAGCCUCCGUCAGCUGCUGGCCGUCGUCCUCCCUCUGCGGGUAUCCCUCAAAAUUCCUAUCGACCACCUCCUGUGCAAAUAAACCCACAGCAACGUCCUAUACACAAUCAACCUUACGGUGACAACCACUAUUCCCGCUUACAAUCACCCCCUCCAACGAGCUACGGCUACGCGCCUCGGCCCCCAGUUGAUCCUGCCAGUGCGCGACGGACUUCGCAGGAGACAAACCAAUAUCCAGCCAGGACGCCGGCACCUCAAGACCCAGACACAGUUGACUUGCAGCCUCUUUUCCGUGCUGCAAAUGCAUCGGGGACUGGAUCACUCACGACCACUGAGCUGGGAUCAGCCUUGGUGAAUGCUGACUUCACCCCAUUUGACAGCCGAACCAUCUCUUCGUUGAUGCGCAUGUUCACAAACUCUCCUCCCAACCAGCCGCAAGGCCCAACCAUCACCUACCAAGAGUUUGAAAAUCUCUGGCGCUUCCUUGCCGCCUGGCGCACACUUUUCGAGAAAUUUGAUGAGGAUAGGAGUGGCCGAAUAUCACUGGCAGAGUUCUCCAAGGCCCUGACGGCGUUUGGAUAUCGGUUGUCCGCGCCUUUCAUAAACAUCCUCUACAACACCUUCAACGAUCGGAGUCCCAUCCAGAAUCAAGGCAUGAGCUUUGAUCUGUUCGUACAGUCGUGCAUCAGUCUGAAAAGGAUGACCGACGUCUUCAAGAAAUAUGACGAUGACCGAGACGGUUAUGUGACGAUGAGCUUCGAGGAGUUCCUAACCGAGAUUCUGCGAUUGCGGGACUAA
This is a messenger RNA of Fonsecaea multimorphosa CBS 102226, 945 nucleotides long. RefSeq lists its product as uncharacterized. The transcript is spliced from 2 exons. Lineage: Eukaryota; Fungi; Ascomycota; Eurotiomycetes; Chaetothyriales; Herpotrichiellaceae. The record is from RefSeq and is a predicted model, not a curated record. Gene Ontology annotation, molecular function: calcium ion binding. The coding region runs from base 1 to 945 and encodes 314 amino acids.